AUGCAUGGUAGCAACGGCAGCAGCCGGAGUCAUGUCAUCCUGCACAGCAACGGCAGCACCAGUGAUGUCAUCAAGCACGGCAACGUCAGCAACGGCAGCCGGAGUCGCAUCGUCAUGCGUGGCCACGGCAGCAGGGGGCAUCGGAGGCAGCUGCAGCUGGUGGGGCAGGUGAAGGCGUUCGAAGCCGAGCUGCAAUACUACGUGCCUGUGCCCAUUAAGACGCACCACGAGAGGGCUAAUCUUUUCGUUGAGCCGCUAGGCUUCGCGUUCAACUCGUCCAAUCAGCAACGCGUGCUGCUGCAUUACCUCGAGCACGACCCCAAGUGGGGCAUUGUCGCCCAAUGCCGCGGCGACACCUGUCCCUCCAUGGCCUCCUGCGGUCCCCGCUUCCCGAACCUCCAGGCCUGCUGGAUCCCGAACCUACACGUGUAUGAUGGGUACGAUGAGUCGUGCUCGCACAAGCAGGACUUCAGCCCGCACAACCCGAGUGCGCUGCAGCUGAUGCAGCUGAGGGACGUGUAUGUGACGGCCAAGGGGGCUGUGUUCAACCGCACUCACAGCUUCGUGCGCCCGGGAUGCGGCCGCUUUAAUGAGGUUACCUACCCACCAGAGCAGCAGGUGCACGUGCUGCCGGCCGCGUUCAGCUGGGCCUACUCGCAGGGCAACAACUUCUACCACUUCAUUGUCGAGACCAUGCCGCUCUUCCUUGUGUCCGCGCCGCUGCUGCCUCGCCUCCUGCCUUCCAUCCCCAUCAUUGCUGAAGACAUGCAGUGGGACGAAUACAAGCGCUUCGGCGAGGCGCUGAUAGGAGUGAAGUACGAUGCAAUGCGGUCGCUGCCCCUCGUGAAGGCAGACCUCUUUUUCGUUCACACUCUUUACGAGCCCAUGACUCAGGACUGUGGCAACCCCUCCAAGGUCCUCUGGCAAUCGCUCAGGCGGACCCACCUGCUGCACCCGCGCGGGCUGCCUCUCUUCCGCCCCGAUUGGUCCUACCAACCGCCACCGCCGCUGUCGCCCCAGCAGGCGCAGGCGCUGCCACCCGACUGGGUGGUGGUGCUGGCGAAGCGUCUCUCUAAGAAGCGAUCCAUUAACAACUUCAAGGACGUGCAGGUGGUGGUUGAGACGGUGUUUCCUAAAGAGAGGAUCGUGCUCUUUACAGGGUCUCUCACGGUUCUCGAAGCUCGCGCCUUGUUUCGGCGAGCGCGGCUGUUUGUAGCAGGGCAUGGCGCAGCACUCACCAACCUGGUUUUCAUGCCGGAAAGGGCUUCAGUGCUGGAAAUAAGGCCUGAUAACUGCGCUGUUGUGUGCUACAACCACCUCUCCUACGCCUGCUCCCUCACCUACCACCUCGUUUUCAGCCACGGCACGUGCUUGGAUACUGUACAGGCGAAUGCUACAGUAGUAGCAGAUGCGCUUAGAGAUAUAAAAGCACGUUUUGACAGAGAAGAUGCUGAAGGUAUAUAA
This is a messenger RNA of Closterium sp. Yama58-4, 1464 nucleotides long. The record is from the annotation of a GenBank genome assembly. Lineage: Eukaryota; Viridiplantae; Streptophyta; Zygnematophyceae; Desmidiales; Closteriaceae.